UCCAUCAGAAGGGGGAAAAAAAACAUGGCAAACGACAGGCAAAAGGUUGUCCUGAUUACAGGAUGCUCCUCUGGAAUUGGUUUGAAGCUUGCUAUUCAUCUUGCAAACGAUACCAAGAAACAGUUUUAUGUUAUUGCUACCAUGAGAAAUUUAAACAAGAAAGAACAGCUGGAAGCAGCCGCUGGAGAUACUCUGAACAAGACAUUACACGUCAGGCAGCUUGAUGUCUGCAGUGAUGAGUCAGUGACAGAAUGCCUCAACAGUAUUCAAGAUAAAAGAGUUGACAUACUGGUAAAUAAUGCAGGUAUUGGAAAGAUUGGCCCAAUAGAAAGUCUCGACAUCCAGGAAAUGAAGAGUAUAUUUGACACAAACUUUUUUGGAGCUGUUCGAAUGAUCAAGGCCAUGCUACCAGAUAUGAAGAGGAGAAGGAGUGGGCACAUUGUUAUGAUGAGCAGUGUGAUGGGACUACAAGGUGUUAUAUUCAAUGAUGUCUAUGCCGCCUCGAAGUUUGCCAUGGAAGGAUUUUGUGAAAGUCUUGCAGUCCAGCUUCUUAAGUUCAAUAUAUAUGUUUCAAUGAUAGAACCUGGUCCAGUAAACACCGAAUUUGAAAUGAAGCUCAUGGACGAGGUGUCACAUUCUACAUUCCCAGGAACAGACUCAGAGACAGUCCAGUUUUUCAAAGAUGUCUACCUACCUGCUUCACGUGACAUCUUUGCUACAAUGGGACAGACUCCGGAUACAAUUGCUGAGGCGACCAUCAAAGUGAUAAAAAUGGAACGGCCAGUAUUUCGGUACCAAACCAAUAUACUUUAUACACCACUGACGGCAAUGAAGUACGCUGACGACACAGGAAAUAUGUCAAUCCGAAUGUUUUACAACUUACUUUUUAACCAUGGAACUUGCUUUAAAAUAAGCUUAAGCUGCCUCAGAAUUGUAACAUGCAGCUGGUUCCGUAGUGGAGCUGUUUCACCAAACUGA
Molecule: messenger RNA, 978 nt
Organism: Hemiscyllium ocellatum (epaulette shark)
Lineage: Eukaryota; Metazoa; Chordata; Chondrichthyes; Orectolobiformes; Hemiscylliidae
Product: retinol dehydrogenase 8-like
Exons: 6
Coding region: 25-978 (317 amino acids)
Biological process (GO): estrogen biosynthetic process
Cellular component (GO): cytoplasm
Molecular function (GO): estradiol 17-beta-dehydrogenase [NAD(P)+] activity
Source: RefSeq, a predicted model, not a curated record